AUGGCGCGAUUAUUAGUUGCACUAGUUGUAACAUUAGUUGCAGUAACGGCUCUAUCCAAAGAGAUUCCAGAUCCUAGUGAUCUUGCAUUCGUCCUGAGUGAAAAUGACUUUGAAGAUUAUCUGGAUUCCUGGCUCGAACUCAAGACAGAAGCUAAUCGACUCUCAACAAUUUUUUUAAGGUCCCAAAGCGGUUGCACGUUGGAUGUGAAUAAGGACCUCGGACAUCCGCAACCUAUAUAUCUAAACAACAACACUUAUCUGACUCCUACUGGAGCUACCGGGAAGAUAAACCUAUAUUCUGGAGAACAGGUUACCAUUGCAUGUCCAGGGUCCAAACGCUCCAUCGUACAUCCAAAUAUAACUGCAUCAGUAGCUACAGCCACAGCUGUGUGUGUAAACAAUGAUCUAGUGGCUGGAGCCGGUUGGCUGAAUGGUAUCGGAGCGUUUAGUGGACUAACUUGCUCAUCAAAUCCAACUCACGAGGCUUUAGCCACUAAUGAGACUUGUUAUAACAACAAUCUUGUUAUUAGGGUUGGUUUCACAGUAGAAGGAAUAUUCUAUCCCCUAUACUGGUCUUGCUUCGAUGAACGUCGCCUCGAAGUUCUCUACGUCUGGUACGAACAAAACCCUCCUAAUGCGGUAUACCAAACUGGUGUCAACCGACCGAAUUUUGCAGCUGGGACCUUCUACCCUGGAGUACCUGUAAAUGACUUGUACAAACAAGAGCAACAAAAACGUACGAUUGCGGACCUCGUUGGAAACGAACUGGCUAACAAAUACUUAACAAACCGACAAUACUUAUCUCGUGGUCAUCUAGCUGCUAAAACUGAUUUUAUUUAUGCCAGCGGUCAAAGAGCCAGCUUCUACUUCAUUAACGCUGCUCCACAAUGGCAACCUUUUAAUGCUGGUAACUGGAACUCAUUGGAACAAAAAUUGCGUGAACGCAUCGGUAAAGCUGGUUAUAACACCGUGGUUUACACUGGAACAUUCGGCGUGACUCAACUCCGUGAUGAGAAUGACCGCCUCGUCGAUAUCUACCUGUAUACUGACGCCAAUAACAACCCGCAGAUUCCUGUGCCUCUCUACUAUUAUAAGGUUGUCUACGAUGCCUCUCGUGGUCUCGGCACAGCAUUCGUGAGCAUUAACAACCCUUACUACACGGAGUCCGAGGUCCGUGCUCUGACCUUCUGCACGGACCGCUGCCGCAACAACAGCGCGUUCAGCUGGCUCAACUGGAAGCCUGACAACAUUGACAUCGGAUACAGCUUCUGUUGCACUGUUGAUGACUUUAGAAGGACUGUUCCGCACCUACCCCCCUUUACUGUUAUUGACCUUCUUAGUUAA
This is a messenger RNA of Spodoptera littoralis (African cotton leafworm), 1344 nucleotides long. Lineage: Eukaryota; Metazoa; Arthropoda; Insecta; Lepidoptera; Noctuidae. The record is from the annotation of a GenBank genome assembly.